Messenger RNA from Stereum hirsutum FP-91666 SS1, 930 nucleotides. RefSeq lists its product as uncharacterized. The transcript has 3 exons. Bases 5 to 739 code for a protein of 244 amino acids. NCBI's taxonomy places the organism in Eukaryota, Fungi, Basidiomycota, Agaricomycetes, Russulales, Stereaceae. The record is from RefSeq and is a predicted model, not a curated record.
GACGAUGCUGAUGAUGCAGCCUCAUACAUUUCUCCUCUUGUCACUCUUUCUCGUGACAGGAGGCGUUCAAGCUCUCCUUGGUCGCUCUCUUGGCUCUAGAAGUGAACGACUGUCAAGUCGACAAUCUGGUCCGUACAAUGUAACAUGGCCGGAUUCCUCGGUGACCUGGUUUACAGGUCAGACAUACAAUGUGACUUGGAUUGCUCCACAUAGCGGACAGGUUUACAUCGUCUUGAGUACGACCAGCCACGACAUCGAAGUCCCACUCGCGGUAGGCCUCGACGGAUAUCGCCAGAGCGUCAACAUCACAGUCCCGACGAAUAUCUCCACCGGAGGAGACUACGUGAUCUUGCUGGCGCAAGGCAACUCGACCGCGCGUCAGUCUUUCUGGGCUCAGUCAGCACCGUUCGGGAUCGGAGAAGCUGCCACGACGUCAGCCGCGGCCGGUCUGACAUUGGAUGGGAAUAGCUUUUCGUUUUCGUCGACGCUGGGUGUGGCGACGACGCCAUCUACACCAACACCAACUCUUCCGCUGUCGGUGUCCGCACUUAGCGGAUCACCUAUCGGAAGCUCAUUAUCGGGAAGCGGUACGACUGGUAGUGCUUCGUCAGUCGCAUCGCCGCCGUCGUCAUCAGCUUCGACUUCUGGGGACACAUCUGCUGCUCGCAGUCAUUACAGUGCAGGGACCUUGUGGUCUGCUAUAUUUGGAAUGAUGUUUGCGGUAUUGGGCUUGAUCUGAGGGGAGAAGGGUUCACGGCGAGGAUCAUGCAGGAAGCUAUGCGGACUUGGGGUCAUGAUUGAUACUCAUCGUACUAACCAUUUCAUUUUGAGACAUACUAACGACUAUCUUUGUACGAUGAAUGGAGAGGACACUGCUACGUUGUAUUUUACUAUUCAUGGAUGAAUAACGAACAUGACUCUGCAAUUGGG